Molecule: messenger RNA, 6516 nt
Organism: Microdochium trichocladiopsis
Lineage: Eukaryota; Fungi; Ascomycota; Sordariomycetes; Xylariales; Microdochiaceae
Product: CCR4-Not complex component
Exons: 3
Coding region: 1-6516 (2171 amino acids)
Biological process (GO): nuclear-transcribed mRNA catabolic process, deadenylation-dependent decay
Cellular component (GO): P-body; CCR4-NOT core complex
Molecular function (GO): molecular adaptor activity
Source: RefSeq, a predicted model, not a curated record
AUGGUUUCUCGGUAUCCGAAUCACAGCCAACAGAGAUCUGGAACAUUCUCGCCCGAAUUCGCUCUUGGUCCCCGGCCAUCCAUUACUCCUACACACGGCGGUUUGCUCAGUUCCAGUGCUAGCCCUGGUACCAGCAGCCCAACGUCUGGGACGACUUCCCUGACAAGGAUUGUCAUUGCACAGGUCUAUCUCCUUCUGGGCGCGAUCAAGGACGACAAAGACCGCGCCAAGCGUCAGGUACAGGUUGAACAGCUUCGGAAACUCAUCGAUGAUAACGGGAUGGAGGUCUUUUCGAAAUACUUCUCGCGCCUGGUCGCAAGCAAUGCCUCCCAGAUAUUCCCCGGCGUCAGCCGGUCAGCGUCGAACCAGGGCAACUAUUCGAUACUCGUGACAGAAAUGUCAAAGAUCGCACGAGAGCCCGACCAGGCCGCAAAGAUUGCAGAGUCCAUCGAGACCGGAAGUGAAGACAUCUUUCGUGAUUUUGACCUCUCCACAUUCAUGGAGCACUUCAAACUCGAUGCGCUGGAGAAGACGAUAUUAGCAUUGGCAUUCAAGACGGGCACUCGCUCUGACUUAAAGACCAAAGCUGACGCCAUCUUGUCCACCAACUUCCCUACUUUUGUCAACAUCAUCUCGAGGCCGGACUACGCGCCACACGCGGACUUGAGCCCCUCCUUCAUCGCUGCCAUCGUCGACCGAUACAUCCAGGGCCAUCCUCCGAACUUCAAUGCCAUGGCCAAGUCCGAAUUAAGCCACAAAGUCAAGUCUCGCUGGCCGCCGCCUGAUCAAGCUCCGCCAAUGGAAGUGCUGGCCGCUCUCGAUCUUAUCCGUGUGCUUGGGGAAAAGCAGCCCAACGCAUUGGCUCUCUAUAUACAGCGCACUGGCCCAGAGUUCACCCGUGACGAAGAGACAUGUUACACGUACCUGCAGAAACGUGCAGCGAAUAUCCAGCUGACGGAGGAGCAAGUUUCGGCAGCUCUGACAUACACGACCGUCAGCAUCACGUAUCGCCACAACCCUGCUGCGCUUGUUGCCGCCCUUCGCCGAGUCGUACCCGAAUCGUUCAGCUGGCAAGAGGUUGUAUCGUAUUUUGACCAGCGAGAUGUCAGAGUAUCUUCAGAACAGUUCCUGCGCCUGUAUAAUGCGUUGCUGCCGAUCGCACAAGCCCAGAACGACGAUGCACCAUUUGAUAUACAAUUUCUCUGGGGAGGGGCACACUGGGACAACCCGGAAACUCAGCUCUCUUUCAUCUGCGCAUUUGCGUCUCUGAGCCCGGAGCAGUUGGAUGCCAGCACGAUUCCAAAUUCGCAACCGACCUUCACUCUGGAGGACUACACCGAUGCACCAGCCGAGGUGCGAGACAGAGCGGUGGUUGCAGUCAAGCACCCUCUGGUAUCCGGGCCAGCUCUGGCGGCCAUCUUCCAGGUCGCUCUGCACUCCUUGCAUGCCUCGCAGAGCACGGAGGCAAAGCGGCUCUUCCAGGGUGUAGUGGUGCCCAACCUGGACAUCUUCAUCGUUUCCGCCUUUGGCGUGCCUAAACCCUGGCCGCCAAUGGCUGUGGAAACUCUGAACCCGUUGUUUGAAAGCUUCCUCUACCGCCGUACAGAGAAUUAUGACUUCGUCCUGUACAGCCUGUGGAAGAAGGACAAAUCCUGGGUGAAAGAGAGACUGUCCAAUGCUCAUGCCACAAAACCCAUGGAUCUCGGGAUAAUCGCGGAGCAUGUCAUCAAGCACAACUGGUUGGAUGAACUCGUCUACCUUCCCACUGGGUUCGGCUACGAUCUGGCAGCCUUAGCCCAUGCUGAGGGCUACUUGGACCUCACCGAAUGGGCCCACAACGGCGCACGUGACCCGCGCUCCCUUCUGCACUUCUUGGGCAUCAAAGCGAACCAUGAGUUGCAGUAUCAACGCUCCUCGGACGACGAGCCAGUCCAGAAGACGACGACCAGUUUGCAAGUCAAGACGGUAUCUGCGCUGCUUCAGAUCUUGGAGGAUGCCAUGCCGAGAAGCCCGGUGCCGGAUCUGAUAGCCCUUCAGAGGCUCUGCAUCACCGCUUACCCCCGUCUUAUCAAUUACGGGGAAGGCUACGAUGACAUCAUUGACGCGAACGGCAGAGAUGGCAACGCACUGCCUCCGGCUGCCAACCUCAAGAUGGAGGAGCAUUAUAAGAAAAUGUACAGCGACGAGACUGAGGUGAAGGUUCUGGUCCAGCAGCUCGAAGAGUACAAGCGGUCGCAAAAUCCCCUGGAUCAGGACAUCUUUGCCUGCAUGAUCCACGGCCUCUUUGACGAGUAUUCGCACUUUGUCGACUACCCCCUCGAAGCUUUGGCAACCACAGCCGUGCUUUUUGGUGGUGUCAUCUCCAAGAAGCUAAUCUCCGAGCUACCCCUCAAGAUUGGUCUCGGCAUGAUUCUGGAGGCAGUGCGCGAUCACCCACCGGACCAUUCUAUGUACAAGUUUGGUCUGCAGGCAUUGAUGCAACUCUUCCCCAGAUUGCGUGAGUGGGCUGGUUUCUGUACACAGCUGUUGGCGAUCCCGGGACUGCAGGGCACAGAAGCCUGGAGGCGUGCCGAAGAUGUGGUUCGAGAAGACGAAGAGGACCGAGUGCGCAACCAGAACGGUUCGGGCUCCGGCGAGCACAAUGCCGCGGACGCUCUCGUCAACGGUGGUGAUGCGCAAGAUACUCUGGUCGCGCCAUUCUCUGCUCUUGGGAUUGAUCCCCCACCGCCAGGCAUCCUGUUCGAGGACCCUGUUGUGGACGUGCAAGACAAAGUGCAGUUUGGCCUCAACAACUUGACAGCGUCUUCACUGCAGUCAACCUUUAAAGAACUCGAAGAGGUUCUUGAAGAACGCCAUCAGCAGUGGUUCGCCAGCCACCUCGUCGAGGAGCGCGCGAAAAUGCAACCCAACUUCCACCAUGUCUACCUCGACUUCCUCAAGCUCUUUGAGCGUCAGAGCCUCUGGGCCGAGGUUCUUCGCCAGACAUACAUCAGUGUGACGAGAAUGCUCAAUUCUGAAAGCACAGCGUCAAGCACGAUGGAAAGAUCCCAUCUCAAGCACUUGGGAGCGUGGCUUGGUCUCUUGACUAUUGCUCGGGACAAGCCUAUUCUCCACCGCAACAUCGCAUUCAAACAGCUUCUCAUCGAGGCUCACGACACGAAACGGCUCGUGGUGGUCAUUCCAUUUGUCUGCAAAGUCCUCAUCCAAGGUGCACGCUCAACCAUCUUCCGACCGCCAAACCCGUGGUUGAUGGCUAUAAUCCAUCUCCUGAUCGAGUUGUACCACGACGGGGAGCUGAAAUUGAACCAAAAGUUUGAGAUUGAAGUCCUCUGCAAGGAUCUCAGCUUAGACCAUAAGAGUAUUGAGCCCUCUCGGGAGCUCGAAGAGCGCGGUCCGGCCGAAGACGCUGCUCAGCUUGGACAACUUGUGGUGCAGGACACCCUUGACCAUUUUGACAGCCUGUCUUUGAACGGGAUGGCAAGCACUGUGCCCACGGGACUUUCGCCACACAACAUUCCUGUGACAAUCCCAGACAUCAGUCACGCUCUGACUUUGCCACCGACCAACGAGAUGGUCGUGAAUCACGCCAGGCUCCACGACAUUGUGCGGACCGCCCUCACUCGUGCUUUGCAGGAGACCAUCCAACCUGUCGUUGAUCGCAGUGUUACUAUCGCUGCAAUCAGCACACAACAGAUGAUCCACAAAGACUUUGCAACAGAGCCUGAUGAGGAUAAGCUGCGACAGUCCGCCAUCAGCAUGGUCAAGGCGACAGCCGGUAGCCUCGCACUCGUCACCUCCAAGGAACCGCUGCGUGCCACCAUUACCAAUGGCAUGCGUAACCUUGCUCGGGAUUUGCCACAGGGGCUGCCGGAAGGUACCAUUAUCAUGUGUGUGAACCUGAACCUGGAUCUUGCCUGUGGCAUCAUUGAGAAGCAGGCGGAAGACCGGGCUGUCCCAGAGAUCGAGGAAAUGAUUGCUGGAGAAGUUGAGGCUCGUCGCCGCCAUCGCCAACAGCAACCCGGCACCCCAUUCAUUGACCCGGGCUUGAGCCGCUGGGCGAUGACCAUCCCUCAUCCAUACAAGCUUACUCCCAACCUUCCGGGUCUGAACCCAGAACAGAUGGCCAUCUACGAGGACUUUGCUCGCCAGCCUAGAGGUACAGCUCAGUCUGGCCCGACCCAUGCAGCAUCAGCAUCGGACGCCACCAGAAGCAUUGCAAACGAGGUACUGCAAGAGUCGUACUCGGCUGUUCCCAGCGUUCCUACCCCGGCCGAAACACCUUCUGUGCCACAUUUGAGCACGCAGUUGCCAUAUGCGCAGCAUGCCGGAUUAACGAACGGUCGGCAGGCUGCUCCGCAGGGCCCGCUUGACAGCAAGGCUCUUGUAGACAAGAUGCAAAAGAUCUUGACUGAGCUUGAGCGCGCUGCGACCGAGUCCACAGAGGAAUCUUUCCCGGACCUGCCCCGCCCUCACCAGGUCAUGGAUGCGGUCGACACUUUUACGCAGCUGAUUAUCAGCCAAGAGUCCGUGGAAUUCGUCGCCUAUGCGGCCGACCGAAUCACAAGUCUUUUGUUCAAUCCCCAGAUCACGCACACUCUGUUCAUUGAAAGCCUCAUCCACAUCCUUGAUCAACUCCUGCAGCUGUCUCACCGCUUGACGGACAGUUACGGUCUUGAUGACAAGGUCAAGCAGAAAGCAGCAUCGCAACCGCCAGCGGGCAUGCUCAAAUUGCCCUUGCUCAAGGCUCUUUUGCCAACCGGCAUCUUGAACUUGCAGAGCAUCGACGAGAUGAUGGCCAGCGCAUUGAGCCAACAAGAAGAAUGGGGUCUGAGUUUCCUCGAGCAGCUGUUCGAUAUCGCUCUGUUCAAUGAGCGCCCCUGUGCCUUGUAUGCCGACUUCCUCCAGAGUCUCUCAGUUUCCUGGGACUUGAUUGCCGAAGACCCGAACUCGGAAGUAUCGCAACGCCUAAAGGCGAAGUUUAUGGGGUCCGGUAUCCCUGCGCCAAUCAGGAGCGAGGGUCAAGAUGGCGACAGAGACCAGCAGGAGCAAGCGGAGUACUUGUUUGAAGAAUGGCUGCACCUCGUCAGCAACCCCCAUUCAACAGACAAAGUCCUUAGUGCCAUGGUCAAUCAGAUGCGCGCGCGUGGCCCGCUCUCCAGCAAGGACGACUUCCUGGUCUUUGUCCGUGUUGCCAUUGACAGUGCUGUCACUGCGUACGAGCACGCGAUGCAUCUGGGCUCAAGCAAUCACGAUGCGUUGGAUGCGGCUGACGGGCUCGUCAAACUUGUCUGCAUAUUUGCCCGGGAGAGUGCACAGACGUCCGAGAACGAUCAAACGACCACCCUCGCGAUCCUUGAUGCCGUCAUGGGCAUUGUGACAGUAGUACUCAAUCAUCACCACCUCGUCCGCGGCGAGAUGUUCUGCCAGCGUGUGUUCCUCCGCAUUUUCACCAUGCUGCUUCACGGCACGGACGGCCUGUUUGCGGAAGCCGCAUCGUCUUCUCGCCAGGAGUUCCUUCUUAGCUUCGCAAAGACGAUGUCGGUGCUGAAUCCCGAGCGGUUCCCUGGGUUCGCGUAUGGCUGGUUGACCUUGGUUGCCCACCGCCGCUUCGCCCCUGAGCUCUUGCUGAUUGAGAACAAACGCGGUUGGGCACCCUUCACCAAGCUAGUUUCCAGUGCUCUCAAGUCUGCUUGUGAGCCGAUGAAGGGUCUUGAGGUGCCGGAGGUUGCCAAGGAGUUCUAUCGUGCCGCCAUCAAACUCGUGCUUAUUAUUCAGCACGACUUCCCCGAGUACAUUGCCUCGAGCUCGUCUGCGCUCUUGGCCAGCGUUCCGCCGCACUGUCGACAGCUCCGCAACGUGCUCAUCAACUGCACCCCUGCGGAGCUCGCCUUGGAGCACACUGAAUCUCAAGAGAGCUCUCUCUCGUAUCUGCGUGACGCCGGCUUGCUUGAGAUUCUCGAACAGGUCUUGCAGGACGGCCCGUCCGAAGAUGCCAUUGCACACUUGACGCACGCGAUCUCGCGCAGUGGAGUGCACGAGACGACAUUUGGCAACGUGCCUCUCAGCACGAACACGAGACUGGUCGACGAGAUUGUUGGCUUUAUUGGCCACCGCGCCGUCAAUCGAUAUCAUCGCGAGUCUCUGCAAUUUUCGCCGGGCUCGCCAGACUACGCCACCAUCUCGCUGCUUGUCCACGAGUUGCAGCCUGAAGCGCGAUAUUUCUUCCUCAGCAGUAUCGUGGACCGACUUGGAUUUCCUGGGCCACUGACUGAAUACUUUACCAUUGUCCUCUUCGAGCUAUUUGGUCGGGAUGCCAAUGAUCUUGAGGAGGCGGACAUCCGCCAACAGAUUGUCCGAAUCCUGCUCGAGCGCGUUUCCGGCUUCUGGCCUCAGCCUCCUGGGCUCGUGAGGGCCGUGCUGGAUCUUAUCCGGGACGACAAGCACAUGUUUUUUGAGCAGCCAUUCAUCAAGGCUGAUCGCGAGACUGCCGAGCAAUUUCUCUCCAUUCGAUCGUAA